Polychytrium aggregatum is the source of this 404-nucleotide messenger RNA. RefSeq lists its product as uncharacterized. The transcript has a single exon. The record is from RefSeq and is a predicted model, not a curated record. Lineage: Eukaryota; Fungi; Chytridiomycota; Chytridiomycetes; Polychytriales. Bases 96 to 395 code for a protein of 99 amino acids.
CGGUCUGUCGCUCGGCCUCUCGGGCCACAUUCACGGCCUUGCCGACCUUGGCGAGCUGGCGACAAGUGUCAAAAACACGACACACAAUGAUCUUGAUGCGAUUGUGCUUCUCGGCCGUGCGCGGCUUGACCUUGGUUUGGACGGCGCCCUGGAGGUAUAGACCCACGAGGAAGCCGACGGUGCAAGUCCAGGAGCUGGCCCACAUGAGUCUCUCGGCGCCGUUGGAGCCCGUGGGAAAGGCCCCGCCUCGGGUCGGAUGGCGGAUGAGGUACUCAAACUUCCAGGGCGCAACUCGCAGGGUCUCGAUCGAAGCUGGUGCCGCCGGGCCCGAUGUAAAUCCCUGGUCGGACGUGGGGGCCAGACACUUGGGUCCGCACGUUUUGAUGUCGAGGUAGUGCCACAGC